CAUGAGACCCGUGAUAAUAAAUACCUCAGUGCACCUCUUCAGGACACUUCAGGUCUAACUAACAGAGAGCUGAAACAGACGGAGGAGAGAAACCGGGAACUUUGUAGUUGAAAUGGCAGCAGGCAAAAGCAAACACUGGGUUCUCCUGGCAGCAGGUUCUACAGAUUGGGAAAACUACCGGCAUCAGGCCAUUGUGUGUCACGCUUACCAAGUCAUGCACCAGAAUGGGAUUCCAGAUGAACAGAUUGUGGUGAUGAUGUAUGAUGACAUCGCUAAUCAUAAAGAUAACCCUGAUAAGGGUAAAAUCAUUAAUGUACCAAAAGGACCUAAUGUUUACCCUGGGGUUCCAAAGGACUACACUGGAGCGGAUGUUACAGCUGACAACUUUCUUGCUGUACUGCGUGGAGAUUCAUCUGCUGUCAAGAAAACAGGAGCAAAAAAAGUCAUACAAAGUGGUAAAAAUGAUACUGUGUUCAUCUACUUAUCCGACCAUGGAGGUCAUGGUGUCUUUCACUUUCCAAAUUCCACACUUUACGCACAUGACCUCAUUAACACAGUGACAGCAAUGUCAAAGGCAGGCAAAUUUUCACAGAUGGUGAUUUAUAUAGAAGCGUGUCAUUCUGGAUCAAUGCUGGAUCAGCUGAAGGACAGCAACGUGUAUGCAGUUUCUUCAUGCAGGCCUGAUGAAUCUGGCUAUGCUCAUUUUUAUGACCAAAGAUUAAAUGCUUGGAUUUCUGGGGUCUUCGGUGCUAACUGGCUACAACACACUGAGAUAGUGAAACUUAGCACGACUUCAUUUGGUGAUCAGUUUUCCUUCAUAAAGAAAAAUGUCAUCGCGAUUGUGCAGCGUUUUGGAGAGUCUCAGACGCCGUGCAACUACGGUGACAUGAACAUAUCUAAAGUAAUGUUGAGUGAAGUCAUUUGUAAAUCACCCGCCCCUGUCACAAGAGCCAGAUCAGUCCCUCCUACUGACUUCACAGUGUCUGAGGUGAUAGACACUAUAGAUAUUCCACUGCAAAUAAAAAAAAACAUGAUCACAAAUGAAAAGGACCCUGAAAAAAAAAAGAUCCUGGAAAGACAAUAUGAUGAUCUUGUACGAAAGAGGAAGACUAUGGAUGAAGCACUGCAGAAGAUUGCAGAGCAACUAAAAGCCCCACAAACUCUGAGGGAAAAACGUGAGGUGACUCGUACGUACGAGCUCAAAGUCGUGGCUGAACAUUUUAAGAACAAUCUCUUCAACUGGGAAAAGGAGCCGCAUGUUGUCACUCAUCUACAUCUCCAGGUUCUGGUGAAUCUGUGUGAGUCUGGGCUGAAGGUUGAGAGCAUCAACGAAGCCAUUACUCGUGUGAGCAAGGAGAUUUCUUUCUAAAGAAAACACACAAGACUUCAGUCAUCUGAUUUCAUUCUCUUUUUUCUUUCUAUAUCAUACUGAUGUCUUUCAGAUUUUUAAAUCUUUUUAGAACUUUUUGAUUCUGGGGAACAAAGAAUCAUCCUGGUGUAUUUGUAAUGGGAAAUCAUCAGUCAGUUUUAAAUAAUUAUUAAAAAUUAACAAUUUAUGAAAUUUAUUUGUUAAAUUUGUUGCAUAUUUAGCAACAACACAGUUAAAGUACAGUACAGAAUCAUGUGGCACAUUUUACCAUCUAGAAUUUAAGUCUAACAAUUUUCCAUCACUAUAUUAAUCUUAGGGUUUCUGACUAUGCAGAUUUGUAGGUUAGUAAAGUUUCAUCAUGUGUAAUAGUACUGACAGUGAGAGCUCAGUUUAAUCUUCAUUUGAUUUGUUUAUUAAAAUGAUUCUACAGCAGUGUGCUGCAGUACCACUCAUGACCACUGGGGGAUUUCCCUUGUUUUUCUUCUUUAUUUGCUUGUGUUGAUUUUAAUUGUACCCAAAUCUAUAUGAUUGUGAUGAUUUACAUAUUAUAACUGUGUGACAUGUAAAUGUGUUGUUCUGAGAAUAUGAUCACUAAGAAGACGUCCUACUAUAUGUUUGAUCUAUCAUAAAAUGGACUGGUUCUUAAAGAUGUUUGUACUUAGGCUGUGUGUUUUUAAUGAUAUGUCAGAUCAUUCAUUCAUUCAUUCAUCUUCUACCGCUUAUCCGAACUACCUCGGGUCACGGGGAGCCUGUGCCUAUCUCAGGCGUCAUUGGGCAUCAAGGCAGGAUACACCCUGGAUGGAGUGCACACACACACUCUCAUUCACUCACGCAAUCACGCAAUCACACACUAGGGACAAUUUUCCAGAGAUGCCAAUCAACCUACCAUGCAUGUCUUUGGACCGGGGGAGGAAACCGGAGUACCCGGAGGAAACCCCCGAGGCACGGGGAGAACAUGCAAACUCCACACACACAAGGUGGAGGCGGGAAUCGAACCCCGACCCUGGAGGUGUGAGGCGAACGUGCUAACCACUAAGCCACCGUGACCCCUUCAUGGCACGAUCAGAUGUCAGAUCAGUUCUGGCUAAAAUCAGACCAGAUACCAAACAUACUCUGGAGACAUAAAAACCAUUGAUGAUCAGACUAUCACUGCGUGUCACCUCUUUGUGUUUAUUCCACCAUUUGGUUUGACUUAAUAAAUAUCCUAUACUUCUACAA
Molecule: messenger RNA, 2587 nt
Organism: Tachysurus vachellii
Lineage: Eukaryota; Metazoa; Chordata; Actinopteri; Siluriformes; Bagridae
Product: legumain-like
Exons: 14
Coding region: 113-1369 (418 amino acids)
Biological process (GO): vacuolar protein processing
Molecular function (GO): cysteine-type endopeptidase activity
Source: RefSeq, a predicted model, not a curated record